UGCUCCUGACAAUGGUCUGAGCCGAGCUCUGCUUCUCAAAGCAAAAUUUGUAAUAUGCCAUUUUUCCUAUGGAUGCUUCUCCUCUUGGCUGCUGACGAAGUGACCGAAGAAAAUGCCGAGGUGCCAAGCAGCCAGUCUUGCCGGAGGACGAGUGCGGGGGCUUGGGGUUUCUCGGAGCAACGCCUGUGUCACCAUUGCUAGGAAGAUGCUCCAGGAGUGCUCGGCUGUGUGAGUCCCCGCUCGAAGCCGGUGGAGACUGCGGUUGUUAUUGAUCAAGUGAAAUAGCAGACGCCGAAAUAAAAGCCACUAGGUACUGAACCCUCUAUUUCUGAGUUAGACCUUCCCUCCUUAGCCCUGACAUCCUCUGGGAGAGAUGAUGUGCGAAGUGAUGCCCACGAUAAACGAGGACACCCCGAUGAGUCAACGGGGGUCCCAAAGCAGUGGCUCGGACUCGGAUUCUCACUUUGAGCAGCUGAUGGUGAACAUGCUGGAUGAAAGGGACCGUCUCCUUGAUACUCUUCGGGAGACACAGGAAAGCUUGUCACUUGCACAGCAACGCCUACAGGAUGUCAUCUAUGACAGAGACUCCCUCCAGCGACAGCUUAACUCAGCACUGCCUCAGAUGACGGUUGCUGCUGGUACGAGCAUUGAGAAUAACAUUCAAAGGACCAUAUCCUGCCCUAAUGAAUUUGCUGCACUGACAAAAGAAUUAAACGCAUGUAGGGAACAGCUGCUUGAAAAGGAGGAGGAGAUUUCAGAACUUAAAGCUGAAAGAAACAACACAAGACUGUUACUGGAGCAUUUGGAGUGCCUUGUCUCAAGACACGAAAGGUCACUGAGGAUGACAGUGGUGAAACGGCAAGCACAGUCUCCUUCAGGAGUUUCCAGUGAAGUUGAGGUCCUCAAAGCUCUGAAAUCGCUGUUUGAGCACCACAAGGCUUUGGAUGAAAAGGUAAGGGAGCGACUGAGGGUUUCUUUAGAAAGAGUCUCUGCACUGGAAGAAGAACUAGCUGCUGCUAACCAGGAGAUUGUAGCUUUGCGUGAACAAAAUGCACACAUUCAAAGGAAAAUUGCAGCUGGUGAAGGGCCUGCUGAAUCAGAGCACAUUGAAGGAAUGGAGCCAGGGCAAAAGGUUCAUGAAAAGCGUUUAUCAAAUGGCUCCAUAGACUCAAAUGAUGAAGCCAGUCAAGUUGUUGAACUCCAGGAGCUACUUGAAAAGCAGAACUAUGAAAUGGCACAAAUGAAGGAACGUUUGGCUGCACUGUCUUCCCGGGUGGGAGAGGUAGAGCAAGAAGCAGAGACUGCCAGAAAGGAGCUCAUUAAAACAGAAGAAAUGAACACUAAAUAUCAGAGAGACAUUAGAGAGGCAAUGGCACAAAAGGAAGAUAUGGAAGAGAGAAUCACUACGUUGGAGAAGCGCUACCUCAGUGCACAGAGAGAAUCCACCUCAAUACACGACAUGAAUGACAAGCUGGAAAAUGAACUGGCAAACAAGGAAGCCAUCCUACGUCAGCUGGAAGACAAAAACAGACAGCUGCAAGAGCGUCUAGAGCUGGCUGAGCAGAAGCUGCAGCAGACAAUGAGGAAGGCAGAAACCUUACCUGAAGUGGAGGCUGAACUGGCUCAGAGAAUUGCAGCUCUGACUAAGUCUGAUCCAACCUCUUCUACCUCAUCUGAUGAUUAUCAAUAUAUUAUGGAAGCUAAACUACAAGAAAUGAUCUCCAUACGUAGGAAGGCAGAAGAAAGACAUGGAAACAUUGAAGAACGUAUGAGACACUUAGAAGCUCAGCUUGAAGAGAAGAAUCAGGAACUUCAAAGGGCAAGGCAAAGAGAAAAAAUGAACGAGGAGCAUAACAAAAGAUUAUCAGAUACUGUAGACAGACUUUUGACAGAAUCCAAUGAGCGUCUGCAGCUACACUUAAAAGAGAGAAUGGCAGCACUUGAAGAAAAGAAUGUUUUGAUCCAGGAAUCUGAAAGUUUCCGGAAAAAUCUGGAAGAAUCUUUACAUGACAAGGAAAGACUCGCAGAAGAAAUUGAGAAACUGAGAUCUGAACUGGAUCAAAUGAAAUUGAGGGCUGGUUCUUUAAUUGAACCCACAUUGUCAAGGCCUCACCUUGACUCAUCAACAGAGUUGAGGUAUUCUGUGGGCUCACUGGUUGAUAGCCAGUCUGACUAUCGGUCAACUAAAGUGAUAAGGCGACCUAGGAGGGGACGGAUGGGAGUACGCAGAGAUGAACCAAAGGUAAAAUCACUUGGAGAUCAUGAGUGGAAUAGGACACAGCAGAUUGGCGUUUUGAGCAGCCAUCCAUUUGAAAGUGACACUGAAAUGUCUGACAUUGAUGAUGAUGAUAGAGAAACACUUUUCAGCUCCAUGGACCUUCUGUCACCAAGUGGCCAUUCCGAUGCCCAGACUCUGGCCAUGAUGCUUCAGGAACAGCUAGAUGCAAUCAAUAAAGAAAUCAGGUUAAUCCAAGAAGAAAAAGAGUCAACAGAACUGCGUGCCGAAGAGAUAGAGAAUAGAGUGGCCAGUGUGAGUCUGGAAGGCUUAAACCUAGCCAGAGUCCACCAAGGUACAUCCAUUACUGGAUCAGUGACAGCAUCAUCACUUGCAAGCUCAUCUCCUCCCAGUGGACACUCAACUCCUAAACUCACACCUCGCAGUCCAGCCAGGGAGAUGGACAGAAUGGGGGUAAUGACACUGCCAAGCGAUCUAAGGAAACAUCGGAGAAAGAUUGCAGUAGUUGAAGAAGAUGGGCGUGAAGAUAAAGCAACAAUCAAAUGUGAAACUUCUCCUCCUCCAACACCCAGAGCUAUUAGAAUGACACAUACCCUUCCUUCUUCGUACCACAACGAUGCCAGAAGUAGUUUGCCUGCUUCAUUGGAGCCGGAAAGCAUUGGUCUUGGCAGUGUCAAUAGCAGUCAGGACUCCCUGCACAAAGCUCCCAAGAAGAAAGGAAUCAAGUCCUCAAUAGGACGCUUGUUUGGUAAAAAAGAGAAGGCUCGACUUGGACAGCUGAGAGGCUAUAUGGAAACAGAAGCAGCAGCACAAGAAUCUCUGGGAUUGGGCAAACUUGGAACCCAAGCAGAAAAAGACCGAAGACUAAAGAAAAACAUAUCUGGACAUGAACUUCUGGAAGAAGCUCGGAGAAAGGGCUUGCCUUUUGCCCAGUGGGACGGGCCAACAGUGGUUGCUUGGCUGGAGCUCUGGCUAGGAAUGCCAGCUUGGUAUGUUGCUGCCUGCCGUGCCAAUGUGAAGAGCGGAGCUAUUAUGUCUGCUUUGUCCGAUACCGAGAUUCAAAGAGAAAUUGGAAUCAGCAAUCCUCUUCAUCGCUUAAAACUCCGAUUAGCAAUCCAGGAGAUGGUAUCACUCACAAGUCCAUCAGCACCUCCAACAUCCAGAACACCCUCAGGCAAUGUUUGGGUGACCCAUGAAGAAAUGGAAAAUCUUGCUGCUCCAGCUAAAACGAAAGAGUCUGAAGAAGGCAGCUGGGCUCAGACACUGGCUUAUGGUGAUAUGAACCACGAAUGGAUAGGUAACGAAUGGCUCCCCAGUCUUGGUUUACCUCAGUACCGCAGUUAUUUUAUGGAGUGCCUGGUCGAUGCAAGGAUGUUAGACCAUCUGACGAAGAAAGACCUGCGUGUGCACUUAAAAAUGGUGGACAGCUUUCAUCGAACAAGCUUGCAAUAUGGAAUCAUGUGUUUAAAGAGGUUGAAUUAUGAUAGAAAAGAACUGGAAAAGCGAAGAGAAAUGAGUCAGCAUGAAAUAAAAGAUGUGCUGGUGUGGAGCAACGAUCGAGUCAUACGCUGGAUACAAGCUAUUGGCCUGCGAGAAUAUGCAAAUAAUAUUCUAGAAAGUGGUGUACAUGGUUCACUUAUAGCACUGGAUGAAAAUUUUGAUUACAGCAGUUUAGCUUUACUAUUACAGAUUCCAACACAAAACACCCAGGCACGGCAGAUCCUUGAGAGAGAAUACAACAACCUUUUAGCACUAGGAACUGAAAGACGACUUGAGGAAAGCGACGACAAGAACUUCAGACGCGGCCCCUCCUGGCGACGACAGUUCCCUCCCCGUGAGGUCCACGGCAUCAGCAUGAUGCCCGGCUCCUCCGAAACGCUGCCAGCCGGGUUCAGACUAACCACAACAUCGGGGCAGUCUCGGAAAAUGGCAACUGAUGUUGCUUCAUCACGACUGCAGAGGUUAGACAGCUCAACAGUUCGCACAUACUCAUGCUGACAAGGCCUAGCAAAGAAGCCAGCACUGAAUUGUUAUGUCAUCUCUUUCUUCUACUUUACCUGAAGUGCACUACCACUACUUAUGAAAAAGAGCAUUAAAACUCUCUGCAAGAACAGGGUAAUAGGGAAGAGAACACAAAAGGUUUAUCAGACAAACAGAUCUGAUGUUCCUUUCAUGUAUUGGUUAAUUUAGAAUAAGAAUAAAAAUUUAAAAACCUAAAUUGCUUAAAAAAAUGACAAAACAACUUCCCCCUUUCCUCCCAGCAUCUCUGUCAUCAGAAAUUUGGCAGUAGUGCACAUCCAAAGCUUUUAUCAAAUGAAGCCACUCAUUUUUACAUUGUUUCAUCUGUUUUAUUGUAAAAUACUAGACAUUUACGUAUUUACUGUGUAUUUCUUUUAAAAUGUGUAAGUCUUAUGUAAAUGGAUAUAAAUAUGAUUUUUUAAAAAUAAAAUCUAUGGUACAUGGGGUCUCAGUGCAAACAUUUGACAAUACAGUGUCAAUAAUACUGUUUGUAACUUUCCAUUCCACCAUUUUUACAGUUUUUGGAUUGUAACAGUCAAAUGAAUAUGUUUAGCAGAGUUAGAAGCUUCAACAUGUUCCUACUGUAAAACCUGUCAAUAUUUAAAGCUGAACACCUGCCUCUGAUGAUGUAUAAUAGAAUGACAUAACCUGGAACUGGAGCCAAAAUGGACCUCUAAAGACAAAAUGGAAAUGUUAGAUAUAUAUAGAGAAGCACCAUGAUGGCUCACCUCUUAAAAUCACACAAAUAAACCCAGAACUGUUUACAAAAAAAAAAAAAAAAAAUAAAAAAAAAAAAUAAAGUAAUUAAAAAAAAAAGGUUUUAUAAAAAAAAAAAAAAAAAAAAAACUCAAAAACUUUCUUCUAUGUUACCUGCGGACCAAGAAGAAUCUUGCUUUACCAAGAGCCACCUUUUUGUUCCAGGACCUUCAGACACCAGCCAGCAUUGGAAAAUUAAAUCUAAUAAUUGCAUAGAAUGAAUAGAGUGCGAUUCUCAAGUUUCCAAAUAUAUUCCACGAAGAAAAUUAAAGAAAAGAGAAGCCAAACCCCACCAUUUCUUCAUCAUAACAGGGUAUUAGACAGGCUCCUGUCUAAUGUUCUGCUUUUAGCCAAGACGGCCUUGCUGAGACUUCACACAAGUCUGUUUUAUCAGAGGAAAUAACUGAAAGACAGAGUGAUUAAUAUAUAGUGUAUAAAAGUUUAGAAGAGCAAAUAUUACCUGCUGUGGCUUUAUUUGGUGGUGUUAUUGUUGUUUAUUCUUUGUUUAAAUGGGAAGUUUCAAAGUAAGACCUACUUAAUAGUCAUUUACCUAUUCGCUAUUUUUCUGCUGCUUGAUCUUAGCUCAAGACCUGUCUUUUAGUUAUUUCUUUUACCAGUUUGAUCUGCCAUGUUUGCACGUACAUAAACAUUUGUUUUGUCUAUUUUCAUUUGGCAAACUUCAGUCAAUCAGAUGGUGAAAGAUUUUUCUCCCCCAAUGUCAAUAAAAAAGAAUUCAGUGCUA
Molecule: messenger RNA, 5753 nt
Organism: Oxyura jamaicensis (ruddy duck)
Lineage: Eukaryota; Metazoa; Chordata; Aves; Anseriformes; Anatidae
Gene: PPFIA2
Product: PTPRF interacting protein alpha 2
Exons: 34
Coding region: 374-4234 (1286 amino acids)
Biological process (GO): synapse organization
Cellular component (GO): presynaptic active zone
Molecular function (GO): protein binding
Source: RefSeq, a predicted model, not a curated record